UGACACCUCUGGUCUAAGGGGUGGAGAUGGUGCAAAGCCAGGAUCCACAUCCAACAGGCUGGACUUCCCACUCGCAUCAGGAUCUCCUCUAAUAAACGCUGGGCUCUUUUUUUUAUUGGGGUACAGGCAGGACUGUUUUUUUCUGCCAGUGCUUCAGUGUAACUGAGCCUCUCUCUGGCUGCUGCAUCAGACCGCCUCAGCGCUCAGUCGGGGUUUUACGCACACGUCGCAGGAGAAAUGAGAACCAGAGACUCCUCUGUGGUGUCUUCUCGUCAUGGACACAAAGCAGCAGGUGUGACACUCACAAACUGUUAGAAAAUUUCAAAUUAUUUGGCAAUUAUUCCUCCUGGCGACGCCGUGGAUGUGUAGUGCCAAAAAACAAAAAAUGUCUCUGCAGUUUUCCUGGUGGCGCGCCUGUUCCUCGCCUUCAGCGCCAGGAUCGUGGAACGUGUGGCUUUCCAGCACUUCCAACUAUUUGCUGGAUUUUAACAGAGGAAAGUAACCCGUGAACGAUCAAAUCUGUUUUUACGAACAAACGUCACUUGUUCUCAGACGCAUUACUUAAGAACGCAAAGGAAACGUUCGUUUUUCGGUGGAUGCGCACUUGGGCACAGCAACAUCCUGAGAAGAAACGCGGAGAUGCCCCACAGAGUCCACGUUCUGCUACUACUGCUGCUGUCGCUGUGUCGGCCGGCAGCAGCGACCCGGGUCAGAAACAAGACCGUCAGGACGCGGUCCUGCCUGGACAUGCCGGAGGAGAAGUUGGAGGAGAUUUUUGGACGGCUCUCGGUGGGAGUGAUGAGCGCUUUCCAUCACGCUCUGCAGCUGGAGCCGCAGGACAAACUUAACCUCACCUGCCCCACCACUGCACGGGUCCCGACCGCCGGCAAGACCCGCCUCCCGGUCAACCUGCUCAGCAUCUCCCCCUGGGCCUACAGGAUCUCAUACGACACAAAGAGAUAUCCCCGCUACAUCCCCGAGGCCUACUGCCUGUGCAAGGGCUGCCUGAUCGGACCGUACGGCGAGGAGAGCAGUCAGUAUCGCAGCACCCUGGUCUACGCUCCCUCCGUCAUCCUGAGGAGAACAGGCUCCUGCGUCGGCGGCCGCCACUCUUACACGGAGAUCUACGUCUCCAUAGCCGUGGGAUGCACCUGUGUGCCGCUGCUGGAGAAGAGGCCGAAGAAGAGCAACCAGAGCCUGCAGAGGAGAGGGCCUAAAGCCAGGAAGCUCUUUACUCCAAGAAAGGAAGCUUGACGGAAGCAGCACUGCUGCUGCAGAGAAGUUUUCUUUUGUUUGUUUUUUACAGCUGAUUCGCUCGUGCUAGAACAUUAUGUCUGAAACUGAAGCCCCUGGAAAUGUCACUUAAAAAGAAAAGUUUAGUACAGACAGAGCUUCAGCAGACAGAUCGACCGACCAAGACAAACCUUUGAGUUCAGAAUUAAAACGCAACCAUCUGUGUAUCAGACAUACACACACAGAUUUCUAACAAACUGAAUGAAACUUUGACAAAUACUACACCAUAAAAACUGAAGGUCUGCUUCUGGCAAAAGUACAGAGGCACAUGUUUUAUUUAGCAACUCUCAUAUCAAGUAACGCAGAUAGUUUUGCCUCUGCAUGACAAGCUGCAGUAAAAAAAAAUGGGAGGUUGUUGUUAUUUAGGUGAUCCAGACCUUUCAAAACAAAAGCAAACAACAACAGAGGGCCUCACUUCUGAAUGAGCUGAUCAAUGCUGCCACCUGCUGCUGUACAACAUCUGCAACUUUCUCAGGUGAUCAGAGCAACAAGCCCACGCUUCAUGUUACUCAGACACUUUAAUAACAGCAAACAUCAAAUAUAUGCGACUGUUACCUCACUUAUCUGGGUAACUGUACAAACAUACAACACUUGUAUGUUUCCCAGUAGAGCCCAAUUGUUUAACAGCUGAGCUUUCUGAGCGGUUAGAAAAUAAACGUUCUUUAGAAAAAAUAAAA
Pundamilia nyererei is the source of this 1970-nucleotide messenger RNA. It is a transcript of the gene il17d, whose product is annotated as interleukin 17d. Gene Ontology annotation, cellular component: extracellular region. Gene Ontology annotation, molecular function: cytokine activity. The record is from RefSeq and is a predicted model, not a curated record. The transcript is spliced from 2 exons. Gene Ontology annotation, biological process: inflammatory response. NCBI's taxonomy places the organism in Eukaryota, Metazoa, Chordata, Actinopteri, Cichliformes, Cichlidae. The coding region runs from base 640 to 1254 and encodes 204 amino acids.